Messenger RNA from Mizuhopecten yessoensis (Yesso scallop), 490 nucleotides. RefSeq names its product disintegrin and metalloproteinase domain-containing protein 29-like. The annotation marks the transcript as partial. The transcript has a single exon. The record is from RefSeq and is a predicted model, not a curated record. Lineage: Eukaryota; Metazoa; Mollusca; Bivalvia; Pectinida; Pectinidae.
AUGGCUAAAGAUAACCCACCAACCAUGAUUGGUAAAAAUAAACCACCAAACGUCAUUGCUAAAGAUAGCCCACAAAUCGUGAUGGCUAAAGAUAAAACACCGAUCAUGAUAAGUAAAGAUAACACACCAAUCAUGAUUGCUAAAGAUAGCCCACCAAUCAUGAUCGCUAAAGAUCAAACACCAAUCAUGACCGCUAAAGAUAAUCCACCAAUCAUGAUCGCUAAAGAUGGCCCACCAAUCGUCAUUGCUAAAGAUAACCCACCAAUCGUGAUUGCUAAAGAUAAUCCACCAAUCAUGAUCGCUAAAGAUCAAACACAAAUCAUGAUCGCUAAAGAUAGCCCACCAAUCGUUAUUGCUAAAGAUAACCCACCAAUCGUGAUUGCUAAAGAUGACCCACCAAUCGUGAUUGAUAAAGAUAACCCACCAAUCGUGAUUGCUAAAGAUAGCCCACCAAUCGUGAUUGCUAAAGACAACCUGUCAAUUGUGACAG